UGGUUUGAACUUUAUUGAUUUGAUGGUGCGACAGGGGAAUAUCGACAACCCUCCUAAGACGCCGCUUGUUCCUGGGUUUGAGUGCUCUGGAAUUGUAGAAGCUUUUGGAGAUAGCGUGAAAGGAUUCGAGAUUGGAGACAGAGUCAUGGCUUUUGUAAACUACAGUGCAUGGGCUGAAGUAGUCUGUACCCCCGUAGAAUUUGUCUACAAGAUCCCAGAUGAUAUGAGUUUUUCUGAAGCUGCUGCAUUUCCCAUGAACUUUGUAACUGCCUACAUGAUGCUCUUUGAAGUCGCUAACCUAAGAGAAGGCAUGUCUGUGCUGGUUCACUCGGCAGGAGGGGGAGUGGGUCAAGCCGUCGCUCAGCUCUGUUCAACUAUUCCCAAUGUUACUGUUUUUGGAACAGCUUCAUCUUUCAAACACGAAGCAAUCAAAGACUCGGUAACUCAUCUGUUUGACAGAAAUGCAGACUAUGUUCAAGAAGUAAAAAGAAUCUCGACAGAUGGAGUAGAUAUUGUUUUGGACUGUCUUUGUGGAGAAAAUACUGGAAAAGGCCUCAGUCUUCUCAAACCACUUGGGACUUACAUUUUAUAUGGUUCAUCUAACAUGGUUACUGGGGAGACAAAAAGCUUCUUCAGUUUUGCAAAAUCAUGGUGGCAGGUUGAGAAAGUAAAUCCUAUCAAGCUGUACGAGGAGAACAAAGUCAUUGCUGGAUUUUCCCUGUUGAAUCUACUUUUCAAACAGAAUCGAGGUGCCCUGAUCAAGAGCGUGAUGGACAAACUCCUAAAUCUAUAUAACAGUAAGAAGAUCAAGCCUGUGGUUGAUUCAUUGUGGGCUUUGGAAGAGGUGAAGGAGGCCAUGCAGAGGAUCCAUGACCGAGGAAAUAUAGGAAAACUAAUUCUGGACGUGGAGAAGGCCCCCACUCCCCUGAUGGCCAACGACAGCACAGAGACAAGCGAGGCUGGAGAAGAGGAGGAAGACCACGAAGGGGACAAUGAGAACAAAGAGCGCAUGCCCUUCAUCCAGUAA
Merops nubicus (carmine bee-eater) is the source of this 1027-nucleotide messenger RNA. It is a transcript of the gene VAT1L, whose product is annotated as vesicle amine transport 1-like. Lineage: Eukaryota; Metazoa; Chordata; Aves; Coraciiformes; Meropidae. The transcript is spliced from 8 exons. The annotation marks the transcript as partial. Gene Ontology annotation, molecular function: zinc ion binding; oxidoreductase activity. The record is from RefSeq and is a predicted model, not a curated record.